Messenger RNA from Saccostrea cuccullata (small rock oyster), 1128 nucleotides. RefSeq lists its product as uncharacterized. The record is from RefSeq and is a predicted model, not a curated record. Bases 26 to 1042 code for a protein of 338 amino acids. NCBI's taxonomy places the organism in Eukaryota, Metazoa, Mollusca, Bivalvia, Ostreida, Ostreidae. The transcript has 3 exons.
GAAUGAUUAUAUAAUUCAUUUACUUAUGAUGCCUCGGAAACACAUUCCCCGUAUUCAGGACUUUGUCGUGGAAACGGUGACAAUGUAUUCCACAGAUGAUUUCAGAACACAUUUUCGACUGAACAGGACAACAUUUGAAAUUAUUUUAAAUAUUAUUGCUCCAAGUUUGACAGCAGUCCAUGAUGGGGGCAAGAAGGAAAUAACACCAGAGAAACAACUACUUCUUUUUAUUUGGUAUUUGGCCAAUCAAGAGUCCAUGCGAGAGACUGGCAACCUUUUUGGUGUGUCCCUUUCAACUGUACACAAGAUAGUUAUUAAAGUUACAAGUGCUUUGAAAGAAGGGUUCUUGAAUGUAAUUCAGUGGCUGGAUCCAGCAGCACAGAACAUAACUGCACAAUCAUUUCAGUUAGCUAGUGGCUUUCCUGGGAUCAUUGGUGUGCUCGAUGGGACUCAUAUUCGAUUAAGUUCACCAAUAGGAGGGGAUUCAGAUUAUAUAAAUUGCAAGGGAUAUCCAUCAAUUCAGUUACAGAUUGUUGUGGAUCACAACCUGAAGAUUAUAAGUGCUCAUACUGGAUGGCCUGGAUGUGCCCAUGAUGCGCGAGUUCUACGGAACAGUACACUCUUUACAAGAGGUGAAAAUGGAGCACUAGCACCACCAAAUAUGCAUAUCAUUGCAGACUCUGCAUACCCUUUAAAACAAUGGCUUAUCACACCGUUUAGAGAUAAUGGGCACCUUAGUAAUCAACAAAAACGUUUUAACUUGGGUCUCUCAUCUUGCCGACAGAUUGUUGAAAGGGCAAUUGGCCACCUCAAAGGCAGAUUUAGAAGACUGAGGGAAAUUUGUUUUCAUGACCCCGAACUGAUAUGUUCCUACAUUAUUGUGGGAUGUAUAAUGCAUAACUUAUGCAUUAUACAUGAUGACGACAUAGAGGAAUUUGUUGAUGUGCAUCAAAAUCAGCAUCCAAACCAUUACAACAACAGUUUUCAAAAUGCCUAUGGUGGUAUACAAAAACGACAGCAACUUCUAAACAUGCUGCGAUAGAGCUACAGUUCCUGUAUUCUUUACACGAAACUUAGUUCAUGAAUUAGUUGAAACAAAAGAAAAUAUCUCUGAUUGUGACAAGUUUU